Crotalus tigris (Tiger rattlesnake) is the source of this 5505-nucleotide messenger RNA. RefSeq names its product FH2 domain containing 1 (gene FHDC1). Gene Ontology annotation, molecular function: microtubule binding; actin binding. The record is from RefSeq and is a predicted model, not a curated record. Gene Ontology annotation, cellular component: cytoplasm; actin filament. Bases 1 to 3330 code for a protein of 1109 amino acids. The transcript is spliced from 11 exons. Gene Ontology annotation, biological process: actin filament polymerization. NCBI's taxonomy places the organism in Eukaryota, Metazoa, Chordata, Lepidosauria, Squamata, Viperidae.
AUGCAUGUUAUGAAUUGUGUCUCCUUGGUCAAUGAUAAAGAAAAUGGAGCAAUUUCAGCUGAAGCUGGAUUAAUGAUUGGCGAUACCAGUGAACCAGAAGAGCGACCACCCCCACCCCCACCUCUUCCUCCACCAUGCUUUUCCAUAGAAGCUGGAUUGCCUUCCUCAGCAGGAGUGCCGCCACCACCACCCCCUCCUCCCCCCAAUCUAAGCAGAUCUUCAGUAUCACAACUGUUAAAUGGACAUGGACAUCUGAGCAAGAAGAAACGAAUACGUAGUUUCUUUUGGAAAACAAUCCCGGAAGAACAAGUCCGUGGUAAAAACAAUAUCUGGACUAUUGGUGCUAAGCAAGACUACCAAAUUGACACAAAGACAAUUGAGGAAUUCUUUGGCCAGCAAGAAGAACCUGCACCAUUAGCAUCUAGAAGCAGAUCUUUAAGAAGAUCAUUUAAAGAUUCCAAACAAGAGAUUAAUAUUUUGGAUGCCAAAAGAAGUAUGAAUAUUGGGAUUUUUCUGAAACAGUUUAAAAAAUCACUUGACUCUAUAAUUGAAGAUCUUCACACUGGAAGAGACCUCUAUAGCUCUGAGACCCUACGUGAGCUUCUUAAAUUAUUGCCAGAAACUGAGGAGGUAAAGAAGUUAAAGGAUUUCAGUGGCGAUCUAUCAAAACUUUGUCAAGCAGAUUCAUUUAUGUAUAUGCUAAUCCAGGUGCCAAACUAUUCCUUGCGCAUUGAAGCAAUGGUGUUAAAAAAAGAAUUUUCUCCAUCGUGUACUUCACUGCAGAAAAACAUGACAAUUAUAAAAAUGGCUACAAAGGAGCUGAUGUGCUGUGAAGAGCUGCAUGCCAUAUUGCACUUGGUCCUUCAGGCUGGGAAUAUUAUGAAUGCAGGAGGCUGUGCUGGCAAUGCAGUUGGCUUCAAGCUAUCCUCAUUACUCAAGUUGGCAGAUACAAAAGCAAACAAGCCUGGGAUGAAUCUGCUUCAUUUUGUUGCUUUGGAAGCCCAAAAGAAAGAUAAAAUUCUUCUAACCUUUUCAGAAAAAUUGCACCAUGUUCAUGAGGCAGCAAGGAUAUCUGUAGAAAGUAUUGAAACUGAACUUCAUUCCCUGUCAUCAAAGACAAAAUCUCUAAAGGAUAAUAUUCGCCGGGACACAGAACUCUUUCGGCAGAUGGAAGGAUUCCUUCAGUUUGCUGUUAAAGAAUUAAAAGAACUCGACCAUUGGAAACGAGAUCUGAUGAAAGAAGCACACGCCCUUAUAGACUUUUUGUGUGAAGACAAAGAGACUAUGAAACUGGAGGAAUGCUUUCAGAUCUUUCGAGAUUUUUGUUUAAGAUUCAACAAAGCUGUUAAGGAAAACAAAGAAAGAGAGGCUCAACAACUUCAGCAACUACAGCGACUUAAAGAGCUGGAGGACAAACGCCGGUCGUGGGUUGUUGGGGAUAUCAGUGCUUUUGGCAGGAGCAGUAGUGAAAAUGAUGUUGGUACACUAACAAAGCGAGGACUUGAAGAAUUCUUACCCUUUUUGCAACAAAGACCCCAAAGUCCUUCAUACAGAAAUACCAGCACAAGACGUUCUCGACAUUCCUUGGGCGUGACUGCAGAAAGAGAACUCUUUACUUUCCUGGGUACCUCAAAAGGGGAAGAUCCGAACAAGUUUAACAGUCUCCCUCAUGAACAUCCUUGCCCAACAAGACCAAAUGUAGCAUGGUCACAAAGUAAGGAGCCUGUGGAUGUCAGCUUCACUCGUUUGCAUUUAGACCAAGGUUCCAAACACAAGGAGUACAGUUACCAGUUUUUACCAUCUCAGGCUCAACAUGUAGAAGAUACUUCCCAUGAUAACCUCUAUAGCAAUCAAGAGAGGUCAAAUGAUGAGAAGUAUAGGUUCAAUGUGCCUUGUAUGGAAUCCAGUGAUGCAGUUUCUUGGGACCCUUCUAUGGAAGAACAUGAACACAUUUCUGGACUGUGUAAGUUUGACUCGCAUGAAACAAAUUAUAUAGAGGAUUCAUCUCCAAUUCAUUUUGUGGCUGGAAUGCAAGGUUUAGAUGCUCAGGAUGAUCGAGCCUUACACUCUCCUGGCAUAACAGGAAAUCCAUCCAAUAGAGAAAAUACUAAUUAUAAAACUGAACAUUCUGCCAAAAUGAUGAGUUAUGUUAAUGAAGCUCUGGAACCUGGUAAUGAUAGCCCCAUAUCUUCAGAUGGUAGUAUUUCAGGAACUAAAACUCAAGGACCAGUUUUCUUUGAAUCAGAUUUUGAAUGUUCAUUGACACUUGAUCUCUCAGAAGAAAGCAGUCCAAAGCCAGGUGGCAAUAAAAUAGAUAACAAAAAUGGUGCUAACUCCUCUUAUAUGAAUGAUCUGCAAACUGGUGACAAUGCCAUCUUUUCUAAUGAUAAAUCUGACUGUAGCAAUAAGCCUAGUUUUCCAAAGGAAAAAUCGGUAAGGAGCAAAGAUGCAUUGGGACCAAAGAGAAAUUCUUUGAAAGACAAAACUUCAGGUAACACAAAAUCCAGCACUGCCUCUCCAAAUCAUCCCAGACCCGUGAGAACUCUGAAUUCAUCAGAGAAUGCAAGCAUGAGAAAAGUUGUACCCAUUUCUAGGUCCACUAAACCAGCAUCUCCUAGUUGCCCCAAAAAACCAGAGACUAAGCCUGCAUCUCGAGACACGGCUGUAGUUGAAACACGUCUGUCACGUCGUAAUUCCGUCCGGGGUAUUAUAGACGCAGCGCCAAAACCUCAAUAUCGGCAGAGUAUAUCGGUAGAAGAGCCAAAAUUUCAGCAUGGAACCUCAAAUUCAAGCAGUGGCUAUUUUGAGAAGGAGCCGCUUCAGCAUAAAGGCUCUUUCAAAAAGCCAAGCUGCAAACCAGUCAGAUAUGUUCCCAAGUCAAAAAAUGAUGAAACAAAAAUGUGCCGCUCCUUGACCAAAUCUCAGGGCCCUGUAGAUGCUAACAAAAGCACAUCUGUCAUAGCUCCCAAGGCACCUGCUCCUGUUCCGAGUUUUGCAAGAAAUACAGUGGCCUCUUCUUCAAAAUGUGCAAAGGUGGAUUUGCCCUCCCCUUCUAGAGCCCCACCUCUCACAAGGUCUUUGUCUCAAAGACUACCUCGAAUGAAAGUAACAGCAGCCUCUGAUGAUUCCAAUCCAAAGGAAAAUGGUGGAAGCACACUGAAAAGAGCCAACAGUGCUAAAAUUAUCAAAAGAAACACUGACAACAGUGAGCUUCUAAGUGUUAAAGCAGAGUCUGUGCUGAGGGAACAAAUAAUAACGGAAAAAUCAGGAUCCCUUAAAUGCAAAGAUGGGAGUCAAAGUACAAUUGGGAAACUAUUGAAUCACUUCUAAAACAUAAAUGCAUUUGUAUCAUUUGGCAAUAUAGAAUGUGAAAACCAGGUUUCUCAUUGCUGACUAUUUUUGUUAUGAAAGAUUCUAAACAGUAAUGCUGUAUUUUGUUAUUCAAUAGAAACUAAGGUACCUUAUGCAAAUCUGAGGGAUGCCUGAAUUGAAUGUAUUUCAAAACUACUGUGAUGGAAUAGCUGUAACUAAGAUCCCUUGUCUUGGGGAGAUAGUACCUCUUCAGGAAUUUUGCAUGCUAAAACUGAUUUCCUCAACUUAGUGUUCUGCCAGACAAGACCUCAACUCCAAGUUGGCUGGCUUGAGAUGAGAUGAACUAAAGUUAAUUACAUGUAAAAAAAUAUUGCAAAGUUGGGGAAGAUUGUGUUAACAAAUGCUUUUAUGCAAUGAAAGGAAAGGAAUUCAGAAUUAGGAAUUACGGCCAGUUGUUGUAUUGUCACUGCUUUUCUGAGAAUGCAGUCCUGAACUUUUUUUUUUUUUUUUUUUUGCAAAAAGUAUGAAAAAUACACAUAGAUCAUUUUAAACACUUGGGUUCAAGAAUAACUGUGUCUGUUGCAGAGUCCAUUGCUGGCAAUUGGACACAUGGAAUUUCUGGCCUACUAAAUUAUAAAAAUGGAACCCUGCUGGCUUUGGAAGGGGUGUGACCGUAACCUCAUCUAAAGAAUAUACAGCAUGUCUUCAGUUAUAUGUGUGUCUUUUAGAAGGAGGGAAACGUCUGCUGGGCAGAAUUUUUAUUCUCCGUGAGUGUAACAGAGCUGCAUUGCAUGUAGAAAUACUGUAGAAUUCUAAAAGGAAUGAUUGGUGUUGGAAUUAGUUGGGUUAGCUGGAAGCCAUGGCUCUCAGAAACCACAAGCAGUACCGUGGUUAGAAAAAAAUGUUUAUGGUUGAUUUGGCUUGUCUCAGUCAUGUGCAAACUUGCCAGCUUUAGGUAUACAUAAGUGCCAUGUUUGUGAUACCUAUCACAAAUGCUGCAGCUUGAAAUCUGCAAGGGAUGCAACCUUUUGCAGAGCAUUUUUCCUAUCAAUUCUGGUUUCCAUUUAUUUUUAAUUAUGCCACUUACUUGAAUUGCUGCUCCAGUUAGGAAAAACCUUCCGUUUUCCUGAUACCACUUUCUUUUAAAAAACAAGUAGGCUUGAAAUGUGCAAAUUUUCUUCAAGUAUGGCAAAAGGCUCUUUUGCCUCAAGUGUUGGUUUUAACACUCCUUUUUAAACUUCACUUAUAGACGUGUGUGUGUGUGUGUGUGUGUGUGUGUGUGUGUGUUAGUAUGUUAGUGUUAGAUAAAUAGUUCGCUGCAUGAGAUAUCAGGUCAGGCUAAGAUACAGAGAAUGAGGAAAAACCUGUUAAUGUAUAUUUUGCAUUCUCCUUGGUCUCUUUCCAAAUAAAUAUUGGGCAGUGAGUUUUAUAGGGAAAGUGGCUAUUCAGCCUCUUCAUUUAAACCAGGGGUCUUCAAACAUACUGGCUAAGGAAUUCUGGGAGUUGAAGUCCACAAGUCAUAAAAGGGCCAAGUUUGAAGACCCCUGAUUUAAACAGCUGCCAUUUUAUUCAUUGAUGAAAUAUUGUUAAAAAGCAAAUAAUGAUAUUAAUAUAGGGGCAAAUAAUGUUAGUUAUCAAGCCAUGUUUUCGACAUUCCCACUCUUUGUUCUAUAUGUACAUCAGGUCCUGUGGAAUUUGCCCAGGCUGACAACAGACAUUGAACGAAUGAACUGAAUAAUUUUACAGUUUCAGCUCAUGAUAUUGUGUUUUUCUGUGACUGAAUUAUUUUUCUCUACCCAGCUUGUUUGCCAAAAUGCCAUCAAGUGUAUAGUUGAGCCACCACUUCAGUAGAAUGGCUGGCCAAGCUUUCUUAUGGUAAAUGCUCUUGGGAUGGUAUCAUUACUUUUGGUUUUAGCAGGUUCUUGAGUUCUCCUUCCUCCAUAAGUAAAAUGCUCUAUCUACAUCAUUUUAUACUCAUCUGCAAAAGCAGGUGGUGGAUUUUUAUUACCUUUUGAUGGUAGUGAUCUUGAAAAGACAAAAUAAUUUAAAUGUUACAUGUUUGGAAACUGUAAGUAAAUUUCUAUAUAAAAGUAUAUGUAAAAAUGAACUGGAUGUAUUUAAUGGACCAUUUAUACAUUUCUGAGUUUAUCUUGCUAGUUUAAUAAAGUUCCCAUUUAUGGGAUUUGUGCUAUA